AUGUCAAUUAAUGGAAUAAUUUCACCUGCAACCAUACGAUGCUUUCAGCAUGGGAAAUUGUAUACAAUUAAACGCUUAAUUCAUGUGUUGAUUCAAUUUAUUCCACACUAUGAAAAAGCUCACGCUAUGCUGUGGAAGAUGAAGAUACAGAAAGAAAGCAUAAAAAUUGUUUUUGAUAAGAUAAAUGAUGAAAACUUUACUUUUCAGAAAAUUGUAAGAGUGAUGAUAACAGCGGCGUCACCUCCAUUAAGGUGUGGGUGUCAACAGCUUAAUGGAUUGAAGAAUGAAUGA
Clunio marinus is the source of this 291-nucleotide messenger RNA. Lineage: Eukaryota; Metazoa; Arthropoda; Insecta; Diptera; Chironomidae. The record is from the annotation of a GenBank genome assembly.